Molecule: messenger RNA, 2658 nt
Organism: Patella vulgata (common limpet)
Lineage: Eukaryota; Metazoa; Mollusca; Gastropoda; Patellidae
Product: visual system homeobox 2
Exons: 5
Coding region: 294-1256 (320 amino acids)
Biological process (GO): regulation of transcription by RNA polymerase II
Cellular component (GO): nucleus
Molecular function (GO): sequence-specific double-stranded DNA binding; DNA-binding transcription factor activity, RNA polymerase II-specific
Source: RefSeq, a predicted model, not a curated record
CAUGUGUAUAAUGAGAAAUGUAGCAACAUGAAAGUUGUUAUCUUAUAGCACCACUAAGGCUAUAAAACAGAUGUAAUUAUUUACCACUUUGAUUAGUUCUUCCAAGGUUUUGGGAAGUUUUUUUGUCGACAUUUCAGUUACCGACUUAAAGACAUAGGCUUUAUGAAAGAUUUUGAAAGCCAAAUACAUAUUUCUCAAAUAUCAAAAUGUACUGACAUGGAUUGAAUUUCAAAAUAAGUAGAAACUUAGAAAUUUAACAAAAUACUAAUUUGUGCAAUAGUUUGUGUGAAAAUAUGGAACCUAAGAAAAAAGCAGCGUUCUCAAUUAGGGAUCUUCUCGGGAUAAGGACACAAAAAUCUGGACAGGAAACUCGAGAUUUUGGUAGAGAGUUUCGUUUUGGUGGAAUAAACUCCUGUUUUCCCGAUGCCCGUGCUUUUGGACCGUUUUUGCCACAUGUUGGACAUGAACAUUUCCGCGGAGAGGGUUUUCCGGCCUAUCAUCCAUGGGGUGCACCAUUUAUAGACAGUCUGAACACAUCUGGCCAGACCAUUCUUAACUUCAACAUCUUCUCACCUCCAGGAACAGAAAACGGCAAACACGAUGGGAAAGAAAGAAGAAAUAUUACCAGUGUUCUAGAUUUACAGACGUCAGCCAUCAACAAUAAAAAGAAGAAAAAGAAACGAAGACACAGAACGAUUUUUACGUCAUACCAACUGGACGAAUUGGAGAAAUCUUUUAAAGAUGCUCAUUACCCGGAUGUACAGACACGUGACAUGUUAUCUAUAAAAACCGGUUUACCAGAAGACCGGAUUCAGGUUUGGUUUCAAAAUCGUCGAGCUAAAUGGCGCAAGACGGAGAAAACUUGGGGAAGAAGUAGUAUUAUGGCGGAAUAUGGUUUAUAUGGUGCUAUGGUUCGCCAUUCUUUACCAUUACCAGAAACUAUUCUAAAAAGCGCUAAAGAAGGGGUUUUGGAUUCCACAGCCCCAUGGUUGCUCAGUAUGUACAGGAAGUCGGUCGAUUCUUCACCACCAUUACCUGAGGAUGUCAGAGAUAGGACUGACGUGGAAGGAGUGAAUCAGAGUGAUUUUAGAUCUGAGAGUAUUGCAGCAUUACGAGCUCGUGCUCAAGAAUAUUCAGCAAAGAUAAUGCCUAUCCAAGAUCCCAAAGAAGACAGUGCUACAACAGAACAAAGUUGUUCUAGUGAAACACCAAGUGACAAAGACUCUUUAGUUACUGUAUCUGAAAAUACAAGUUGACAUACUCGGAGUAUAUAUAAUUAAAUUUAGUGCUAUUUAUUGAUGGGCGGGUUUAAUUUGAGUCCAUGCAUUUUCGUCUUCGAUUACCAUAUAUCACUGAUUCCACAAGAAUUACCGCUGCUUGGGAUUCGUUUUUUUUUCUCUCGCUUAUUUAUGAUAUAUUUAACUUUUAAGCUUCAGCAAAUAAAUAUUAAAUUGUUUUUUGUUUCUUAUUUUGCUAAUAAUUCCAGAUACAUCUUUUUUGUUAUAUGAGCUGAUAUAAUUUAUGUGCCAUUUUGUGUUUAUAUUGUGUAGUUUAUAUACACUAUAUCAUCACAUGUCAGUGAAACUUUGACUUUUACUUAAACCAAAGAAUGAAGCCUCAAGUUCCUUAACAUUUAGUUGUUUCAACAAUCGACCCCUCUGUUCGUUCGUUAGUUUCUAAGGUUUUACGUCCACUUCCACCAAGGGUGAUGUCGUAGACAAGCCUCUCUGUCCUGGACCUGUCUUUAAAUAUGGCUGUGUCUGAUAUUGGUAAGACAAGAUAUUCAAGCCAACUGGAAAGGUGAUUUAUAAAGACAAUAUUUUCUUAAUGCUUUUGGGGUUUUAUUUUUUUUUAAACGACCGUAGAAAGAGUUUAACUGCUGAACUGUUGAUAAAGGGAAUUCCCAUUUGCAUACCCCUUUCUCACAACGUCGUUCACCCCAUAUGAUUCCGAAUUGUGUACAUUUGGCUUGUCUCCCACUGAGGUAUUCAAACUGGUACUCCAUGGAAAUGUCGACCCAAAUCAAAGAGAGGAUGCUAUACGUAAAGUGUGUAUUAUUAUAUUAAAGAUACAUUCCCUCAAAGUGAAUUAGGUUCUCUAGUGAAACAUUGUUACCUAAAACUAUGAUAUUUCUUAUAAUCCAGAAAAAUAAAAUUAUAAACUAAAAGAGAUUAUUAAACUCAGAAUAUCAAAAUAUCAAUCGCCAAAUUGCCUGUUAACGGUUCGUUGAAAUGAACUUCGGCAAUGAUUAAGUGACGGUUAUACAUGUAAUGACGGUAUUUUUAGAUCUAAGAUUGAAUAGAAUUUUUCAUUCAUAGCUUGCAAGAUAUGAUGUUUUUAGUAACACAGAUAUAUUUGUCUCGAUAUUUUCAAUAUAUUUUCCAAUCAGUGUUUAAGUAUUUAGGCUGUCGGGAAAAUAUAUAUUAUAGUAUUCUUCUUUUUUCACUAGCGACGUAAAGGUUUUUGUAGAAUAGUACAAAGAAGUCAACUUUACCAUCCGUUCAUUUGUAAAUAUCUUUCAUUGUAUUAUUUUAUUCGUGUUCAUAAAUGAAUUCCAAAUAUAACUUUAUACAGGAUAUAUCUCAUGUUUAAAAUUGUCCUUCUCAACAUAAAAAAAUAACCAACAUAUGCUUUAAAAACUGAAUUUAUUUGCUAUAA